Molecule: messenger RNA, 1315 nt
Organism: Octodon degus (degu)
Lineage: Eukaryota; Metazoa; Chordata; Mammalia; Rodentia; Octodontidae
Gene: Ubl4a
Product: ubiquitin like 4A
Exons: 4
Coding region: 490-963 (157 amino acids)
Biological process (GO): post-translational protein targeting to endoplasmic reticulum membrane
Molecular function (GO): protein binding
Source: RefSeq, a predicted model, not a curated record
CGAGUGGCCUUGGUGGCCAGGCUCUGGCCCUCUGUUCUUGUGGAUCCCCUCCCUGUCCUCGGCCCGGGGUGGCAGACUGGUUCAAAGGAACAGACAGGAAGUCUUCUGGCAGUGGGCAAGCUUGGCAGGCUGGGCUCUUUCUGUCACUGACAACCCAGGUUAUCAACCCACCUCACCGGCACAGUGCAAGCUUAGGGUUGGCCAGUCUGGCCCCAGGCCCAGCUGACUUCCUGGUCCUUCUCCAGAGCCCCAGCCCACCUCAAUCCUCUUCCACGUCCUGGCAGUCUGGGUGCGUUUCCGCGCACCCUAGUCCCGGGUAAUCCCCGCCCACUGGAGGGGCGGGGCCUGGGGACUGUGAGGCGCGGGCACCGGGCGCGCCCCUCUCGCAGCUUCCGGCGGCGGGCGGUUCCGGCGCGCGCCUAGGGCGGCGGCGCGCGGCGGGAGGCCGUUGGGUGCGCGUCGGCCUUAGUGGACACUGCUGCGGUCGCCAUGCAGCUGACGGUGAAGGCGCUCCAGGGCCGCGAGUGCACCCUGCAGGUGCCAGAGGACGAGCUGGUGACCACAGUGAAGCAGCUGGUCUCAGAGAAGCUGAAUGUCCCUGUGCGCCAGCAGCGGCUGCUGUUCAAGGGCAAGGCCCUAGCAGAUGGGAAACGACUGUCAGACUACAGCAUCGGGCCCAAUGCCAAGCUCAACCUAGUAGUGAAACCUCUGGAAAAGGUGCUGCUAGAAGAAGGGGCCGCCCGGAUCGUGGCCGAACCCACACCAACACCUGUUUGGCAACUAGUGGCCAAAGUCCUGGCCCGCCACUUCAGUGCUGCAGAUGCCAGCAGGGUCCUGGAACAACUGCAGAGGGAUUAUGACAGGUCCUUGAGCCGACUGACACUGGAUGACAUUGAACGCCUGGCCAGCCGCUUCCUGCACCCAGAAGGGACUGAAGCUGUAGAGAAGGGGUUCUCCAAAUAGCAUUCCCGGAUGUCAGGGAGGAGCUUGAGGCCAGACCACAGCUGCAUGUUGCAUUAAAUGUGAUCUCAUGUUGCAGUUUGGCUCCUGAUAGUAACAGCCGGAGUGUGCCCAGCUCUUGCUACGUGCUAGGCGCCCCUCACGGCCCUUCUUCGCCUGGCUUCUCUCCCACCCUGCAGCAGAGGUGAGCCAGCACAGUGGAAGGGCCCGGCAGUAACGUGGACAAGUGCCUGGGGAGAGAAGGUGUGUGGCAGGGAGGGUGGGUUUUGGGAUACCAUGUCUGUACCUCCUGUGACCCAGCCAGGCCCAACAGGAACAGGUGGCCACUGCUACCCAGUGCACUCUCCUGACCUCU